This is a messenger RNA of Cotesia congregata, 1938 nucleotides long. NCBI's taxonomy places the organism in Eukaryota, Metazoa, Arthropoda, Insecta, Hymenoptera, Braconidae. The record is from the annotation of a GenBank genome assembly.
AUGAAAGUGUCACAAAUAAUAUGGAGAAGAUUAUUUAUAAGAUUUGGAAGGAUGAUAGGGGGUCUUCCAAGUGGUUGGAUGAGGAAAGUCCUUCUUUUCCUCGUCCUUAUUACUGGAGUCCUUCUAAUAGCGAUGUACGCUCAUGCACCUCCACUUGUAUCACUUCAGCCGUUUGCUCCUAGAAGAACUUUCAACACACCCUGGUCGUGGAUUUGUGUGGCAGGAAGAUGUGAAAGACGUGCGGUAAAAACAUCACAACGAUCUUUGGCAUCUUGUACGGCAACUUGUGGUGGGCAUGGUCGAUUACUGUGGCCAAAACCAACUGGCGAUAUAAUACUCGGCGAAGAUAGUGUAAUGUUAAAUCUUCAGCAAAUCGAAUUUGUUACUAUCAGUACGAGUGAUCAUGAUGUCCAAAAUUUACUCGAGCAUGCCAAAGAUAUUUUUAUAGGAAACAUCAGAAAUUUAGAAAAGGCUGCAACAGCGAAAGGGCAAUCGAAUAUCGACAAUUUUGUGAUAUAUUUAAGUGCCGGUGAUGGAAAAGGAACAAAGCUCAUGUUAGACACCGAUGAAUCGUACAAACUUGAAGUCAAACUGAAUAAUAAAUAUCUCGAAGGAAGAAUAACCGCAAAUAGUUAUCACGGAGUGCGACAUGGUUUAGAGACGUUGAGUCAAUUGUUCUGGUGGGACGAGAUAGCGGGAAAGCAAGGAGGGCUUCGUGUUCUUUCAAAUGUUUACGUCAUUGAUAAGCCAACGUUUCACUAUCGUGGGCUGUUGAUUGAUACCGGUAGACAAUUUUUUCCAAUCGAGCAGUUAAAACGAGUUGUUGACGGUAUGGCAGCGUCAAAGCUUAACACUUUUCACUGGCAUCUAACAGACUCACAGAGUUUUCCGUUCGAUUCAACAAUCUUCCCCAAUAUGGCACGAUGGGGAGCUUACAGUGCCGAAGAAACUUAUUCAUCUGCCGAUAUUAAAGAUCUUGUAGACUAUGCCAAAAUACGUGGGAUAAGGAUUAUCGUAGAAAUCGACAGUCCAGCUCAUGCUGGCGCUGGAUGGCAGUGGGGUCCAGAGCACGGACUCGGUGAACUAGCACUCUGUGUUGAUCAAGAACCUUGGUCGUCUUAUUGUGGUGAGCCGAACUGCGGACAGCUCAAUCCAAUAAAUAAACAUACUUAUAAAAUAAUAGAAGAACUUUAUAAAGAAUUAUUAGAUCUCACGGAUGUCCGCGAUAUUAUACAUUUGGGUGGUGAUGAAGUUAAUCUCGACUGUUGGGCCCAGUACAGUAAUAUUACUCAAGCAAUGCAAGCGCAAAAUUUUACGGAUCUUCAUGCCCUGUGGGCUGACUUUGAAGGUAAAAUUUAUCGACGAAUUGUUCAUGCUAAUCGAGAUCAAACACCUAAGGCUGCUAUUUUAUGGAGUUCACCGUUAACUAAACGUCCGUGGAUUACCUCGCAGCCGUUUGAUCCUAAGGUACAUGUUAUACAGUCUUGGGGUGGAAGCACUUGGCCAGAGACUGGUGAUUUGUUGGAAGACGGUUUUCGGGUCAUCUUAUCCCAUGUCGACGCCUGGUAUUUAGACUGUGGAUUCGGUAAAUGGCGAGAAACUGGUGAAGCUGCGUGUGGAGAGUAUCGUACUUGGCAAACUGUUUAUAAUCAUCGACCUUGGAGAGAUUAUCCGUCGUCGAUGCAUUUAAUAAUGGGAGGUGAAGCUGCCUUAUGGAGCGAACAAAUCGGACAGGCUUCACUUGGACCUAGAUUAUGGCCCAGAGCUUCGGCAUUCGCUGAGAGAUUAUGGAGUGAUCCACCUGGCUCAGGAUAUACUACGGAAGAAACAGUUUAUACAAGAUUAGCAGCUCACAUUGAUCUCUUACAGGCACGUGGUCUUAAAACUGAAGCAAUGUGGCCGCAAUGGUGUACUCACAAUCCUGGUAAAUGUCUUUGA